Molecule: messenger RNA, 428 nt
Organism: Strongylus vulgaris
Lineage: Eukaryota; Metazoa; Nematoda; Chromadorea; Rhabditida; Strongylidae
Source: the annotation of a GenBank genome assembly
AUGAUAAAGUUUGGACCGCAGCGAGUUGUGAUUAUAAUAUUCGUCCUUACGAUCUUCUUUCUUUUCGCAUUCCUCCAAACGUUGAAUGUUGAUAAGAAAUACAAAUUGCGGUACAUACCUCAGCAAAUCAUGGAGCCGUUGCCACCCGCUCCGAAACUCAACUAUGUGGAGAAAAGGCUUGCGCAGAAGCCGAAUCUAAAGUCUAUUGCUCCUCUGUCCAAGCCAUCCCUGCGAAUGAUUGAACUCUACAAAAUCCAGGCGGCACAACGUCGAGCUUUUCUCAAUGCUGUCCACACUUCGCUCUCAAAAAACUACAUGUAUCUUUAUAACAAUCUGGCUCCUGAGGUAAAUUUUCUCAGAAAUUCCAUACUUUUUCCAGGAAACAUUAAUAAGACCAAGAAAAUUAACAAAUGUCGAUGGAUAUAAUA